Messenger RNA from Ostreobium quekettii, 3003 nucleotides. NCBI's taxonomy places the organism in Eukaryota, Viridiplantae, Chlorophyta, Ulvophyceae, Bryopsidales, Ostreobiaceae. The record is from the annotation of a GenBank genome assembly.
AUGACCUCCCACGUGUACUACUCCUUCAGCUCGUCCAAAGACCUGGACGUGGUGCGCUUCGACGGGGACUACAUCCGGGUCGGUGAGCUCAAGUACCUGAUCGAGAAGAAGACGGGCCUGCACCGCGACCCCACGAUGGUAAUAGAACUGUUCGACCCGCGCACGCUUGAGGAGUACAAGAAGGACACAGCGAUGAUCCAGAAGAACAAGUCCGUGAUUGCCAAGCGCAGUCUGAAGAUCAAGCCCAGCCCGAUAAUCGCCUCGGAGCGGGCCGGCGAGCCGGCGGCGCCGGAGGCGCCGCAGGAUGCCGGGGCACGGCCCGAGGCGCCCUCGGCGGGGGUGGUGUUCCCUAAAGAGCCCGAGGCGCCCAAGUCGGAUGCCGAGGGAGGGGGCCCGGCGGAGGGGGAGGAUGAUGACGAUGCGCUUUUUGGCCCGGACGCUUUCGCGCCGGCGAAGGACGAAGAGGAGGAGCUGGAGCGGGCGCUGCUGGGCGCCGCCCAGACGUGGCAGAACGACCUGCUGGCUGGUGGGGGGCGGGAUUUCGGCCGCGGUGGCCGGGGCUUCAGCCGGGGGAUGGGCUUCGGCGGGCGCGGCCGCGCCAGGGGCUCCGGGCGCGCGUCCGGCGUGCCUCGGAUGGGCUACGUCUGCCACCGCUGCCGGGUGCCGGGCCACUACAUCGAGGACUGCCCCACCAACGGCGACCCCGCCUACGACUUCAAGCGCGUGCGCUACCCCACGGGUAUCCCCUCCUCGAUGCUGGAGCGCGACGACAACGGCGGCCUGCUGGUGCCGGGAACGGGCGAGCGUGCGCGGCUCAAGCCCAACCUGGCGGCGUUCGAGCGGGAGAUGGCCACGGUGCCCAAGCCGGACAGGCACAAAAAGGCGGAGUCGGACGCUGUCGAUGGCGGCGCCGGAGAAGCUGACAGGAUCGAAUCCGGAGCCACGGGGAAGGCAGAGGGGGAAGCGGGCACCGCGGGCAUCGCGGGUGAUCUGCCUUUGUCUGGUGGCGAUGUGGCCGCCGCACCUGAGGGCACGGGCGAGCAGCGAGCCGCGGACGACGAGCCGGAUGGGGGCAAGAUGGCGGAGGGCGGUCCGGGGCAGGGUGACGGUGCCGCCGCGGGGCAGGGGGCGGGGGGGGAGGGGGGGAGGGAGCCCAUCAGGUGGGAGGGGAGGGGCGGGGGCGGGAGGGGGAGGACGCUGGACGGGGGCCCGCGGCCGCCCUUCGGCGGGCAGGGCCCAGGCGUGCCGUCCUUCCUGGACCCCUUCGUGCUGGCGUACCCCAAGAUCCGGGACGUGCUGCCAGCGGGGUCGCUGAGCGCGCUGAGGAAGGCGUUUGGCGGGGGCAAGCCCCUGCCAAAGGAGGAGUUCCUGGCCAUCCAGAAGGAGCACGAGGAGAAGGCGUCCAAGGAGGGGUCCGCACUCCACAGCCAGGGCAGCCACGCGCAGCAGGGCAGCCCCAGCCCGAGGGGCGCCAACAGGGAGGAGCCCCCCCACGGACCGCUUGGCCCGUCCCCCAGCAAGAGCCCCGUUCCACGUCCCGGUCCUGGACGCCACAUCGAAGGUCCGCGAGAUGUGAGGCAGAUGCCACUGCGCGGCAGGAGCCCCGGACCUGGACCUGGACCUGGACCUGGGCCUGGGCCUCGCUGGAUGCCGCCACCCUCCCCUCCCUUCAACAGCAGGGGUGGACCUAUGGGCGCGCCCGAUUGGGCGUACAGGGGCAACCCGUGGGGACCGAUGCCUUAUGAUGGACCAUACCACCGGCCGCCCUAUGACGCCCUUCAUGGCCCCUAUUGGAGGCCGCACCCAUACUACGACCAUCCACCCUUUAUGCCAGGCAGUAGGGGCCACUUUGGGGAGGGUUUCGGCCGGCCAAUGCCCAUGAGGGAGGGUGGCUACAAUGGGCUGUAUCCAGAUGGCUAUGGUCGAGGGCCAAUGCCCAGGCCACCGGAUGACCACUUUGCCAGGGGCAUGGGGUUCAACGACCAUCCUGACGCACGGUUUGAGGGCCCGCCAGAUGGUCGGCGCAGUGGCCGGCUGGACCCUCGGUUUGAUGGCAGACCUGGUGGCGGCCUGGAUGGCAGGCCAGAUGACCGCCAUGGCGUUCGCCCCGCCAGGCACAGUGAAGAAAGGGAUGUUCGGGGAAGGAAGGAGCUGGAUUUCCAUGACAUCCGGAAACGGGAAUGGAGCGUAGAUCGCACCUGGGAGCGAACGCCAGACAGGGGCAGGUGGCAGGAUGAGGAGCCGAUGCUGGACAGCCGGUCGCAGCAUGGUGAGAGACCAUGGGAACCGGAGUUGAAGAGGUUUUCUCCAGGGAGGAGCCUGAGCGGCAAGGAUGGCGAUAUGGCAGAUGACCGUGUCAGCCUGCCACCGCACACGCAUCGGGACUUUCCCAGGCAGAGCCCGUCCAUUGCAUUGGAUCAGGGCCGAGAAGAAAAGCCCAGGCAGGAUCUCCCUGAGGGCUUUGGGAAUGGAAGAGCAGCGAGCCUGGAGAGGCGGCCAUUGGGCAAGCUGGACCAGUGGGACUAUGUUGACAUGCGCACACCCAGGGGGCGGGUACAUUCGCGGGUGGAGGUGUCGUUACGGCGGAGCACCUCAAGGGAUUCGAUGCACCAGUCGCUGUCAUGGCCGAGGUCCAGGUCAAGGUCCAGAUCCAAAUCGCCAUAUCCACAGGAAGACAUUCCACAUAAAAACACGGGCGAUGAGAGGUGGGAAAUGGAUGGCCCUGACCCCCAGCCUGAAGACUUCAUUGCGCUCGAAGACGAUGCACUCAGCAAUGGCGAUCUGGAACACUGGGCAUCUGGGAGUAUCGUGAGUGAUGUAAAGUCUCACAGCACCAAACACAGGGAAAGGUCUGGGGCCCACAAGAAGAGCAAGGGGAAGAAACGACACAGGGAGAAAACCAACAAACAUGAAAAGAGCGAGAAGAGCAAGAAGAGGAGGACAGAAGGCAGCAGGAAGGAGCGCAAGAGCGGGAAGCACAAGCGUGUGCCCCACCCUGUCUGA